Molecule: messenger RNA, 1026 nt
Organism: Plasmodium knowlesi strain H
Lineage: Eukaryota; Apicomplexa; Aconoidasida; Haemosporida; Plasmodiidae
Product: cAMP-dependent protein kinase catalytic subunit, putative
Exons: 5
Coding region: 1-1026 (341 amino acids)
Biological process (GO): signal transduction; peptidyl-serine phosphorylation
Cellular component (GO): cAMP-dependent protein kinase complex
Molecular function (GO): cAMP-dependent protein kinase activity; ATP binding
Source: RefSeq, a predicted model, not a curated record
AUGAUUCAGUUUUUGAAAAACCUUCAUCUGCACAAGAAGAAGGACAGUGCAAGUACUAAAGAGCCGAAGAGGGAGAAUAAAAUGAAAUAUGAGGAUUUCAACUUCAUUCGAACACUUGGCACAGGCUCCUUCGGAAGAGUGAUUCUGGCGAGGUACAAGAAUGAGGAUUUCCCCCCGGUGGCUAUCAAGAGAUUUGAGAAGAGUAAAAUAAUCAAACAGAAGCAAGUAGACCAUGUCUUUUCGGAGAGGAAGAUUCUGAACUACAUCAAGCACCCGUUCUGUGUUAACUUAUAUGGGUCCUUCAAGGACGAGUCGUACCUAUACCUUGUGUUGGAGUUCGUAAUUGGGGGAGAGUUUUUUACCUUUCUGCGAAGAAACAAGCGCUUUCCUAACGACGUGGGGUGUUUUUACGCGGCACAGAUCGUGUUGAUAUUUGAAUACCUCCAAAGUUUAAAUAUAGUCUACAGAGACCUGAAGCCAGAGAACCUACUGCUCGACAAGGAUGGGUUCAUAAAAAUGACCGACUUCGGAUUCGCAAAAGUCGUGGACACGCGAACGUACACCCUGUGCGGGACCCCGGAGUACAUUGCGCCGGAAAUUCUCCUGAACGUUGGCCAUGGCAAGGCGGCCGAUUGGUGGACCUUAGGAAUCUUCAUCUAUGAAAUGCUGGUUGGUUGCCCCCCUUUCUACGCAAACGAGCCCUUGUUGAUUUAUCAAAAAAUUCUUGAGGGCAUCAUAUACUUCCCGAAAUUUCUGGAUACAAACUGCAAGCACCUCAUGAAGAAACUAUUGUCUCAUGACUUAACGAAGAGAUAUGGAAAUCUAAAGAAGGGGGCUCAAAAUGUGAAGGAGCAUCCAUGGUUUGGGAAUAUCGACUGGGUUAGCUUGCUCCACAAGAAUGUAGAAGUACCUUAUAAGCCAAAGUACAAGAACGUUUUCGACACCUCAAACUUCGAGAGGGUACAGGAGGACUUGACUAUUGCAGAUAAAAUUACGAACGAGAACGAUCCCUUCUUUGAUUGGUAG